AUGGCUCAAGUACCCACCGACGUGCUUCUCCGGGCGUUGAGGGAGGAGGUGGCGGCGAUAGUGGCGCUGAAGCAGGUCAUUCGAGACAAGCUGCACGUGCUGCAGGUGGACGAGACAAGCAUGAUGGAGAUCCUCGUGCAGGCGGACCCUCCCAUCCCUCCGCCAUGCCCCCCAUGGCCCGUUCCCAAGCAGGUGGACGAGGCCAGCAUGAUGGAAAUCCUCGUGCAGGCGGACGCCCCUCCCAUCCCUCCGCCAUGGCCCAUGCCCCCCUACCCUCCCCAUGCGCCCCUACUGCGGACGCUCACCCAUCCCUCCGCCAUGGCCCAUGCCCCCCUACCCUCCCCCUACGCCCCACCCGCCGUGGACGAGGCGAGCAUGAUGGAGAUCCUUGCGCAGGCGGACGCCCCACCCGCCAUCAGAGCAGCCGCCGCUGCUGCUGAAGCGCACAUGCACAGGGGCGCUGGGGGAAGUGGAGAUGGGGGAGGGGGCGCGGAUUGGGGCGGGGAAGAAGGGGAGGGGGCGGGGGAGGAGGAAGGGGAGGAGGAGAUGAGUCUGGACGAUCUGGUGGCUGGGCUGGCGGAGGAACUUGAGAGGGAGAUGGGGGGUGGCGGGGGGCAUGUGGGGGGACAUGUGGGCGGUGGGGGGCAAGUGGGCAGUGGGGGGCAGGGGAGGAAUGCAGGCAGCGGGGAAGGAGUGGGGGAAGGGGGGUGGUGGGGGGGCAUGUGGGGGGGCAUGUGGGGGGGCAUGUGGGGGGGCAUGAGAGAGGUGGUGGGGGGCACGCGGAUGCAGACAGUGGGGGAGGAGGGGAUGAGCUUUGAUGAUCUGGUGGCUGGGCUGGCGGAGGAGCUUGAGGGAGAGAUGGAGGGCGGGCAUGGGGCAUGUGGGCGGGCAUGGGCCAUGUGGGCGGUAGGGGGCAUGUGGGUGGUCGGGGGCAUGAGGGCUGAUGAGGUCGCAAGGGAGAUGAGCAGAGAACGGAAAAGGGAGAAGGAGAGGAGGGGGAGGAGGGAGAGGAGGAAGGGAGAGGAGGGAGAUGAGGGAGAGAAGGAAGUGGAGGAAAGGGAGCAGGCGGUGUUGAAGGCACUGCAGGAGAUGAGGCGCCUCAAAAUGCACCUCACUACGCACGGGGGUGAGGAAGGCCGUGAACGAGACGAGGGCAAGAUUGGGCUGCUAGAGAAGAGGAGUGACGAAAGGCGAAGAUAUGGGAGCAGAGCUUCUCCAGUGACGUGCACCACGCAGCUUGACGUGCAGCGCAGCGCCAUAGCGUGCGCGUUCCGAUGCGUGCAUGAGCCCAAUCGAGCGCAGCUCUGUCUUCGCUUUGCCGCCUCCUUCGAGCCCUCCCUCGCAAAUCCGCGCGCCGUUGAAGGUCGUGGCCCCCCCCUCGCGAAUCAAGCGAUGCGGAGUCCUUCCUCGUCUCGCACCCGUCGCCGCCUCUUCGCCUCGCUCACGCUCUUCGUGCCGAUUAUCCUCGUGCUCGCCACGAGUUCGCGCCUUUCCCUGCCACGUGUGCACUUCUCACUGCGCCUCGAAUGGCCUGACGGCCGCCCGCAUCAUAGCGUCGGCAGCGGCCUCCCUGGGAGUGACCAUUUAGCGGCAGGCGCGAGUCGACGGAGGGCCCUCGCGGAAAGUCCGUCCGCCGCUCCGCCGCCGCUACUACCUCCUCCCGUGUGCGAGUGCCCCGCGUGCCCCGCCAGCGACAGUGGCCCUGGCGACAGUGGGCUGGGGGAAGAGGGUGCGAGAAGCGGUGGUGGAGAGGGGGGAGGGGGGAUUGCGGCGGAGGGGGGAGGCGAGGCGGAGGCGACGUGGGGCGAGAACCACGCGUUCCGAGUGCAUCCGACGAGCAUCAGCCUGUUUGCCGUCGUCAGCACUUACCGCACCGACGAAGCUAGCUUCAUGGUGGUGGGCGAGUCGCUGCUGGGUGCACAGCUGCAUUUCGCGGGCGCACUGGUGGACGAGUGUGUGUGGCAGGGCGAGGGGGAGGGCGAAGGGGGAGGAAAGGAGCCUCCGGUAGUUGCUCCAGCAGAGACCUUACAUCUGCGCCCUUCAGAGCACAUCUCCCUCCCCUGGGGAGCGCUCCUCAUCCGCUGCGCCUUCAACGCGUCAGUGGGCAGCAACAGCAGAGGCGGCGUGCUUUCUGUAUUGAAGCGCUCAGAGCAGCAGCGGCAGCGCCGCAGCAUCGCCCACGAGCACGCCCACGCUGUGGGCUUCGAUGUCCACGGUGCCUCCCCCCUCACCCUGCACACCGCCGCCAUGCCCGUCUUUCAAGAAAAACCUGGUGGUUUCGACAUAAUCACAUCCCCGCUCAAGUACAAUCUCACUCACUGUAGCGGGUCGCUCUUCGGGCACAUCGAUCCGCGGUCGCUGGGGGACUGGAUUCGGUACCACCACAGGGUUGUGGGUGUGGAGAAGUUUUUUUUCUAUGAUCACGGAGGGCUCACUGUGGAUAAUGACACGGCGGCGGUGGUGGCGCCUUAUGAGGAGACGGGGGUGGUGACUGUAACGAGGAUGAAGGGUGGAAGGCAUUUCGUGUCGUACUACUCACAUCAGAUCAUGAACCAGAACGACUGCUUGUAUCGCUCGAGAUUCCUCACCAAGUGGCUGCUCUACACGGACCUCGAUGAGUACAUCUUCACGCCGCCGCCCGCCACCUUCCUCUCGUGGCUUGACCGCCUGCCGAGCAACGCUUCAUGGGCGAGCAUGGGGUCGUACAUGCACAGCAUCAACACCUGCAGCCAGCCGCACCACGGCAAUGCCACUAACGAGUCACAGCUCUUAGUGGAGCAUCUGCCUUGGAGGGCCGAGAUGCCUAGCUGCUCUGAUCGGGCCAAGGCGUUGGUGUGCCCGGGAGCGCAGGGGAGGAGGAAGCAGGUGGUGGAUCCGAGGAGGAUUAACAUGGUAUCAGUGCAUCGUGUGGAGAACCCUUGGGAUGCGUAUGGUGUCGACUGGAAUGCCUCAUUUGCCGAGCCUAUGCCGAAGCUGAUGCAUUUCCAAGGCCUUCCGCGCGGAGCGGCGGGGAUGGCGGAGGAGGAGGAGCUGGCGAUGGGGUCGGACGACGACGCCGACGCGGAGAGCCCCGAGGAGAUCCUCGCCAAGAUCGACGACCGCUCGCAGCGCGUCGCGCACUUCCUCUCCGAGGGUCGAGUGCCAGAGGCGCUCAAGGCGGCUGUGAGCGACCCGCCCAUCGCCACGCGGGACCAGAAAUGCAAGGAUGCCAACUGGGAGGUGGUGCAGCGGGCGCUGGUCGCAGUGGAGGAUGUGGAUGGGGCCAUUGCAGGGCUCAAGUCCGAGGGGUGUGACACACUUAUGCGGUACCUGUACCGCGCACUGAGAACAGGGGAUGCAUCGCUGUGCGCGCGGGCGCUGCGGGUGCAUGAGAAGCUGACGGAGAAGGCAGGGCUGGGCUGCAUCAUGCGCGUUAUGGCUGAUAGGAAGCACACUGUGUAG
Messenger RNA from Closterium sp. NIES-65, 3441 nucleotides. The record is from the annotation of a GenBank genome assembly. NCBI's taxonomy places the organism in Eukaryota, Viridiplantae, Streptophyta, Zygnematophyceae, Desmidiales, Closteriaceae.